CGGAGUUCCAAAACCGGCGGCGCCGAACUGAGCAAAACCAAUUGCGGGAGGAGGAGAAGCACGCGACGCCAGCAGACCAAUCGGGAUUCCCCGUUCAGAUUCCAUUCGGUUCGAUCCCCUCUCCUCCGUCGCCGGCGCCGGCACCGUUCAUGGCGUCGCGCUCCUCCUCGCAGUUCGACGAUCCGGCGGCGGUGAGGCGCCCCCCGCAGCAUAAGCGGAAGCCGCCGUAUAUGCUGCUGCUCCCGCUCGUCUACGCCCCCGUGCUCCCCCUCAUCAGGAUCGGGCUGCGGAACAACCCCGUGUUGAGGGACCGUCUCUUCUACGGCGUCCUCGCCGGCGCAUUCGCCCACGGCGCCUACCUCAUAUCGGAGCUAUAUGAUGUAGAGAGCAAAUGAGUUGCAUCCUUCUAAAGAUCAGGAGAUGAGUUUUCAGACCGCAAUUUUGAUUAUAUUGAAUCCGCAUUGGAUAAGGGCUGACUGGGUCUUCAGAUUGACUAGUGUGCCAUGUACCUACCUAUAUUUCCUUCUGCUCAUGCUAUUAUGUUUGCCAAAAGGAUAGAGUUUGAGCACUCGAAAUAAUCCUGACAGCGAGAAAUAUAUAUCCAUUCAUAAGUCAUUGGCUUGCGUUAAUGAAUGAUUUGAUUAUGUUA
Panicum virgatum (switchgrass) is the source of this 649-nucleotide messenger RNA. RefSeq lists its product as uncharacterized. Gene Ontology annotation, cellular component: chloroplast. The transcript is spliced from 4 exons. Bases 150 to 395 code for a protein of 81 amino acids. NCBI's taxonomy places the organism in Eukaryota, Viridiplantae, Streptophyta, Magnoliopsida, Poales, Poaceae. The record is from RefSeq and is a predicted model, not a curated record.